CAAACGCAACAUUCCAAUGUCGUGUAGGGACCUAUUUUUAAACCGAAGAAACAUGGCGGCGAGCAGACAUAUCGGGCUAUUUAAAAUGUUAAAAAAACUCUUUUUCCAUUGAUAAUAAUAAUGUGAAUGCGAAAUUCGUGCGCCUCCAAGUGCUGCGAACCGAAAAAACCGUGUUGUGCGUAAAUUCGAGUGAAAUCCGGCGAUUGUGGUGCCCGCUCUUGGCAAUUUCAAAUCUACGGGGUGUUUCGAUGAAUUAAGGCGGCAAAAUGGUUGUCGGAGACCCGAGUAUAAAUAAUAUAAUGAGCGGCAUUGAGAAUGCCGGCGGAGUUAAACAACACAAUCACAAAAAGAAAUUGAAACAGAGGUUCGAUAUAAUAAAGAAACUGGGUCAAGGCACGUUCGGCAAAGUGCAAUUAGGAAUAAACAAAGAGACUGGUCAAGAAGUAGCAAUAAAAACAAUCAAAAAAUCCAAAAUCGAAUCGGAGGCCGACCUAGUCCGGAUAAGGCGCGAAAUUCAAAUCAUGUCUUCGGUGCAACAUCCUAAUAUUAUCCACAUUUACGAAGUGUUUGAAAAUAGGGAAAAAAUGGUGCUAGUGAUGGAAUAUGCGGCAGGGGGCGAGCUUUACGAUUAUUUGUCGGAGCGCAAGAUUUUAGACGAGAACGAAGCCAGGCGAAUAUUUCGACAGAUCGCCACUGCGUGUUACUAUUGCCACAAACAUAAAAUUUGCCAUAGGGAUUUGAAACUGGAAAAUAUUCUUUUGGACGAAAACAAUAAUGCUAAGAUUGCCGAUUUCGGACUGUCAAAUGUUUUUGACGAUCAAAGACUGUUAAGCACUUUCUGUGGUUCCCCUCUAUACGCUUCUCCCGAAAUUGUCAAAGGGACGCCCUACCAUGGACCAGAAGUCGACUGUUGGUCGUUAGGUGUACUUUUAUAUACUCUAGUCUACGGUGCCAUGCCUUUUGAUGGAAGCAAUUUUAAACGUUUAGUUAGGCAAAUUUCGCAAGGAGAUUACUUCGAGCCAGCCAAACCCAGUCCCGCCUCUCCUCUCAUUAGGGAAAUGUUAACCGUGAAUCCUAAAAAUAGAGCAGAUAUAGAAAAAAUUUGUACCCACUGGUGGGUGAACGAGAAUUACGACGUUAGCUGUUUAGAGAUCUCAGAAGAAUUAGCCAAUCAAACUCCCGUAAGAUUAGAUUUGUUAUUAUCAUUGGCUCCUCCGCCACCUCAGCUUGAAAGUGACAAACUUGUGGUUACUGGAGAUGUUGCUGAAGAGAUGAAGACUGAAGUUGCACCGCCCACACGAUCCCAAUCUGUAGGUAGUUUAAUGGAAUUAACUCAUCCCGCUGAACGAAGGAUCAAAGAACUUUUAACCGAAGAAAAAGCUUCACCUAAACGUAAACUAGAAAAUACUGUUAGUACGGAUCGAGUCAAGGAUGGCCUUAAGAGAAAGGAUAAGAUAAUCAAAGAGAAUACUGUUGCUGAUAUUACCCUCCACGGUGCAAUUAAGGAAAAUGCUUCUUUGGAAGAUGCAAGUAUGUCUGAGCCAAUCCCAUUGGAUAAGAGUCUAACUCAAACAAUAACACGUGACAUGGACGUUGAAACAAACGAAGAACCAGUUGAUCCGUCGUUACAAGGAGCCGCUUGUAGUGAGAUAAUCGAAGAGGCAAAGAAAACAACGGAAAAGAAGCCCAAAACAAAGAAAACUCUAUCAACUAGUGUCAGCAAUAAAGCAUUGGAAGGCAUAAAUGAAAUUCCUAGUCAAGAAAACGUAAACAAUGUAGAUAAAGAAAACAAGGACGUUGUUGCUCAACCUGAAAAAACCGAGAAACCGGAAUCCAAAAUCGCGAAGAAGAAAACAGUCAAGAAGAAGGUCUUAACCGAUAAGAACGAAACAGUUAAGCCCAAAGAACCAUCGCCACCCCCAGCCCCACCCGUCGAAGAAAAACCAAAAGAACCCGAAGAAAAACCCACCAAACCAAUCGAACGGAGAAAAUCGCGUAUUUUCGAAGCGGCCGAAAAAUUCCAAAACAUGAUUUCAUCCCCCACCGAGUCCAAACCCACCCCCGUGGAAAAGCCAAAGAAAAUCGUAAUCCCCGGCGUCAGCGUUGACGGUUUCAAGAAGGAGUUUGAACGCAAAGCAAGCCUCACAUCAACAUCUCCCCCAAAACUGAAAGGCACCCCCUCGAAGAAAAUCCUCAUCGAUCAACAAAAACCCCCCGAAGCUGACAAGGAGGAGCCCAAACCAGACCCCGAAACACCAAAGCCUGUGAUCGACGAUGAGCGCAAAGAGCGCGUGCGCAAUGCCGUUAGUAUUAUCUCAAGUGCCUUAGACAAGGAAGGAGCGCGGAAAUCAAAAUCUCGGCCGUGUUGCGUCCGGAAGCCCCCGGUGCCGUUCGGGGUUGGCGGCCGCUCGGCUUCGGGCAACAUCGGGCUGCUGGCGUCCCCCCUGUCGCCCCCAUUGGGCCCCAAGCCGUUCGUCCGGCCCCAGUUUGAUAGCAAAGCCGAGGUGAAGAAGGUGGAGGAGAAGCCGGAGGUUGAAGAGGAGAAUAAGACCUCCUCGGCGGAGAUUACGCUCAAAUCGGCCACGUUGCCGAGGAGGAAGACCACCAAAGCGGAAAUUCAGCUCAAUUAUCCCAUGCCUAAGCCAGCUACCAUGGAGUUUAAGACUGAAAUGGCUCAUAAUGUGACGGCGCCGCCCAAGUUGGCGACGCAGAGGAGUGAGGUUGUGGUGCCGGUGACGGCGCCAUCUGUCGGGAACUUAAGAUCAUCAUCGCUGGAACCCGAAUCGAAGGGCUCCCCCAAAGAGCGAAUCAUCCCGAUUUCCUUCGAACAGCAAGACACAAAGGAGGCCGUCCAAUCGCCCCCUACCAAACCACCAAUGCCGCGACCUCUCCAAAGCCAAAAAUCGACAACAUCGCAAAGAUCCAACAGCUUGUCACGACAGUCCACUCAAGACUCCGACACUGAAACAACAUCCGGCGAACCGAUUAAAAAAUCCCCGAGAGAAUACAUCAUCCCGAUUGCGGUCGAAGGCGGUGGUUAUGUGACCCCACGCGCUGGUAGCGUGGAACCGAGUGACACAGCGAGUACAACAAGCACCAUGACAAACAAAUCGAGGAACAAGUUUGGCAAAGCCAGGAGAUUAAACUCCUUGUUUAGUGAUCGGGACUCGGAAGACGAGACCUCCUUCCCCAGCUUGUAUCGCCACAGUUCGUUCGGGAAAGACAGCGACAAUGAGGAUUCGCGAAAGGAUGCGUUCCAUUUGCACAGGCUGAGGAGUACAAGACCGAAGAGGACCAUUUUGGAGCACAACGAUUCGCUCAGUUCUGGCGAGGAGGACGACGAUGACGGGUUUGAGAUUUUAACAGCCGAACACUUAUUCUCCAAUUUGUUAUCAAGGGUAAGGGAUUUGACCCAGAAAUUGAAUGUUGAAGAUGGGGGCAGGCCUGGAUUCCCCAGCAGUCGGUUAUUGAGCCAUUUUGACCAUGGCACCAACUUCUGGAAUUUUCACAACCGGCUAGACCCCUUGUCCAGCUCGCAAUAUAAGUAUACGUGUGUAAGGGAAACUAAAACGUAUAAGCAUUCAACGUUGGGCCGGAGCCUGAGCCGCGAACGCAGCAACGAGACCUCAGCUACGCCUUGGCGCCGUAGCGUGAGUCGUGACUUAGCCUCAGAUAUCGAAAGUGUCUUCAAAGACCCAAACUCGACAGCGACGCGCCCCCGAGAUAAAAAAGCGAAGAAAGAAAACCUUAAUUUAGCAGAUUUAGAUCUUAAAAAAAUUAAAUUAAGCGAUGAAGACGCUUUAGCUUUGUCGUACCUAACACCUGGCUUGUCACGACGGAUUCAAAAACACUUACUGUCACAACUCGCGCCAUCUGAAGCCCAAAAACUGCAACGGACCCUGUCCUCAAACGGAAGUAACAACUACGAAGACAACCACAAAUUUGCACGCCGAUCAGUUGACCGAUUGUCUUCAACAUUACCUCAUCGCUACUCUGUAGAAAAUAACUUAAACGAACCGAACUACAAAUCGGGCCUUCCGGUGAAGCUUCGCGAUGACAACAGAUCGGCUAGUGUGGCCUAUGAUAAUGACUUUGGCUACAAAAGACCCAAAGCGGUUCGUUCCGUCUCACUCAGAGAGCCCAAAAACUAUUUGCCAAACAAAGACAAAAGUCCCGAUUCGAGCCUUUCGGAAAGCUUGUCACGAAGCGACGUAACCGACAGCUACACCACGUCCCUAUCACGUCCUUCCUCCUACUCGAAAUAUUCAGACUUGUCGAAUAAAUACUUAACACCAAAGACUGAAAUUAAAAAACCGUCCUCAACGCCUCGAAGAAUCUCGAGGUUUUUACGACCUGAUUUCUUCGACCCACCCAAAGAAGAAAACGUGCUAGUCAAGGAAAAGAAAGAGCGGGAAAUGGAAACGCAAAAGGUUUUGAAAGAGAUUCGGGACAAAAGAAAGUGUCGACUGAAUGCCAGGCGGGAAAGGUCCGCCUCACGUGAGAAAAGCACCGAUUUCGAGGACGAGAAAAAGGAUUCGAACAAAUUGUCAACUCCUGACGAAGGUCCGAAAGAGACCAACCGCUUAUUGAGCAAAGUUUCGAACAACAUUAAAAACCUUGAAAAUAACGUCAAGACGCUCCAUGACUACGUCAAUGUAACGGUCCCGAAAGACAACAAAGAAAUCGAAGGAAAUAAAGGAGUUCAUGAUUAUGUCAACGUUAAAGUCACAAAGCCUGAAGAGCCCCCCGUUGUGAAAAAAACCCGAAUUUCGAAACUUGUCCGCCCAAAAAGCUACCCGACCGAGAGUGUUAUUGAAAAAGAGAAAGAGAAGAAGGUUUCACCGGAAAAAGAAUCAAAAAUUAGCCGGUUACGUAAAGGUUUCACGCGUCAAGGCUCAAAAGAACGGGACAAAACAAAAGAAGAUAAAAACGAGACUAACAAAAGCAUAAAUGAGGAAGAAAAAGGCCACAAGAAUAAGCUGCUUCAGUCGAUUGAAAAGAAACUGGAGAAGUUCCGCUCGUCGUCGAAAGACCCCGAGGAGGCCAAAGCCCUGAAGGAGAAAAAAUCCGGCGUUGAGAGCGCCAUCAAGCGGCUCCGGGAGCAAAGUCUCCCCCGGAAUUUGGACCACUGCACGGAGUCUGGCCUUAUUAAAAGGGCCGUUUCGGUCGAAGACGUGUCAAAUUUGAGUAAGCCGUUGCAAGCGUCGCGCAAAAGUGUGACAAAAAUUUUGGGUUUGUUCAAAAAAUACGAGGAACAAGAGAACAAAAAGAACGACAAAAUCGUGAAAAAGAAAAAGUUCAAGGAGAGUCCGAAUCGUGACGAAGCUGUGAUUGAAACUAGUCAAGAGCCGAAAAAGCCCGAACGUCCCCGGUCCCUCCUCCUGGACAAAAUGAAGCAGUUUCAACCCCCUGACAACAAAGCUAGCAAAGCGUCGCGCUUGCCAGUCAAUUCAUUUAGACGUAGUUUGAAUUUAGAAGUCGAUGUUCCUAAAAAAACCGAAGCGAAACGCAACAGCGAACCUCGCAGUGCAGCUGAAGAGAGUCGGGAGAAUCGCAAUUCGGUGGCGACCGACGAUAGUUCGGCGCUGUUGUCGCCGGAUGAUAACGUGAGCGACUCGUGGUCGGUGUGCUCCGACUACCACAACCAGGACUUGCACUCGCCGGUGUCACCCAAUGGGGUUUUGUGCUCCGGCGACGAGAGCGAGUCGGUGAUUGACCGGAUCCGACGCAAGAGUUUCUAUACGAGGUUCAACGAGAAGAAACGAACUCGCAAGCCGAGUCUGACCCGGAAUUACAAAGAUCUCGACUUGUACAAAAACACGGAUUAUGGGUCUUUGGACCGUAGAUCGAGUUAUGACUAUAAAGCGCCAACUCGUCGAUCGUCGUACGUGUCGACUCUCCAGGAUCCGGUCAAGCGGGAUUAUAAGAAUUAUGCUCGAAGUUCGUCGCUUUUGAACGACUAUGUCAACGUCCCGAGUCGCUACCAGACUUACAACGCGAGGGUAAGUCGGCCAACUACGGUUUUCUCCGACGACGAAACGACUUUGGAUGAGCUGCUUUCAGCUGCGAAAUCUCGAAAGUACAGUACCCCGGUUCCAUCCAUAAAUAGAGGCUCUGUUUCUCCCGUUAAUGGACCUACGUCUUCCGUUAAUUCCCCUGAACCUGUUUAAAUUAUUUCUCUCAAACAAUGUGAUCACUAGUAUACAAAACGCAGACUCAAAGAUUCAUGUUAGAGUUAGAGCGUAGUCAUAUCAAUUUUUCUGUUAAAUUAAGGUUUUUAACUAACGAAAGUAUUGCAGUCUUAUUUAUUUAUUUACUAGAGAAAUGUAGAUACAUAAAAGUGUAUUAUUUAUAUGUAAAUGUUGUUUGCUUUUUUAUUUAUUGUUAGAAGAUUAGUUCACUUCGAGUUUUUCUAGUAGGUAUUUUGUAACUUAUUAUUUAACAAAAAUUGGAUUGAAAGCGUUAUAAAACACUAUUGUAGCAAUUGUUCAAGUUUACAUAAUUUUAAUUCAGUUGACUCUCUAAGACAAAUGCAUAAGAUUAAGUUGAGUUCGUGUGAAUUGUUAGAAUUGUAUGUUGAAUUUGGUGAUUUUAUAAAAAAUAUAUUUCAAAA
Molecule: messenger RNA, 6613 nt
Organism: Tribolium castaneum (red flour beetle)
Lineage: Eukaryota; Metazoa; Arthropoda; Insecta; Coleoptera; Tenebrionidae
Gene: Nuak1
Product: Nuak family kinase
Exons: 14
Coding region: 267-6170 (1967 amino acids)
Biological process (GO): intracellular signal transduction; protein phosphorylation
Cellular component (GO): cytoplasm
Molecular function (GO): protein serine/threonine kinase activity; ATP binding
Source: RefSeq, a predicted model, not a curated record